UCACCUUCGGUGGGGCCAGUGCCCGUCGUGGAUAUGAGCCAUGUUUGAGGCCGCAACACAGGCCUAUCCCACAUUGUGGGUACGUGCAACGUUUAGUCAUGAUCAUCAUCGUCAUUGCGCCCGAAAGAACGUGCCACUCCCUGGUGAACGAGAACGAAAUGACGGACAUGCCUUGCUGCUCCAGGCUCUUCGUUCUCCUGAGCGCGCUCUUGGCCACAGCUGUGCCCCUCCUGCAGCCUGCCCUCACGAAAGAAGGCUUUGAAGAUGUGUUUUCUCCAUUUAGGUACGAUGCUCCCGGCGUCGAGAUCCCGGAUGAACCUGUCACGAGGGAGAACGUGACGGCCACCACGACCGCCGAAGGACAAGACUCCAGUGCGGCACCUCGGGGUCUGGGCCAUCCGUGCGCCCGCGACGGCGACUGCAUAGCGACGAGGGGCCUCACGUGCAAGGAGUGGCUGUGCGCAUGCGCCCCCAUCACGCCGGUUAGGGUCGAGGUCCGAGGAGUGGACACCUGCCUGUCAGCCAAGUCCCUGUACGAGUCGUGCCACUACCACCAGGAGUGCAGCUACCGGAGCGCCAACAUGCGCUGCGUCGACUCCGUUUGCUACUGCCCGCAGCCCUUCGAGCUGGGAGGGAACGGCGAAUGCCUCGAGUCCAGACCCUCAUCGGGCAAGACCUUCGCUUCGGUCGCACCAGCAACCAUUUUACUCGUUAUCACGUUGGGAAUCGCAGUUGCCUUCAUCUCUAGGAGGCUGUUUCUUGGUGGCAAACGGGAGGAAGCGGAACGCGAUGCCGAGAUACCGUGGAACCAGAACCGUGACCGCCAUGGCAUUCGGCCGAAGAGCGCGACUAUGUCUCGGCCACGAUCGUUCGUGCCGUCGCCUUCCGUAAGGAGGCGACUGCGGGCCUUGUGGGAGAACGGCGAGUGGAGCCGCUCGGAGGAGCCUCCCCUCCCCCGCAUCAUCCGCAUACCGCCUGACCGCUGGCAGCAAACCUCUUCGAGCCCCCGUAAAGGGGGCUCACCGGCGCCUUCGACGAGCGCCAAGACCAGUGCGGCAACGCGGGCGUCUGGCAGUGACAAGACGUCACCCGGGGCUCCCUGCGAGAAGUCGCCCCUGGUUCAGGGGCCGCCACUGCAGGAGCCGCCGCCGCUUUCCGCAGCAUGGCUCGCGCAGAAGCUGCUCGCUUCGAACUUGCACAACGCCUGGGCCGAUGACGACGAUGGCAUCGUCGUACGCGUCCAGCGGGAAGACAAGAAAGCGUCGGCGAUGGCAACGUCGCAGUCGCACCCUCCGCAGAGACGUAACCACCGCUCAGACGUAGGCGUCCUACGGGAAGAUCAGAAAGUGUCGCCGACGGCUACGUCGCAGUCGAAGCCCCCGCAGGGACGUGACGAGCGUUCACUCCUCCCGCCCUCCGACAGCAGUUCCAAGACCCGCGCAACACUUCGAGAAGGCGAGGGUCCCGACGAAGGCGGCGGCAGCAGUUCGUCACUGCCCAUCGAGUGGGACACGACAUUGGCGACCCGUCGUGGAAAUUCUCUUGAGUGCAAUUUGCCUGCGGCGUCGGCCACUGACCCAGAGACUAGAGACAGCGAUGAACCCGGAGAUGACGUCCCCUUCGAUAUUACCUCAUCGUUGCUGCCUUUUCACCCGUCCAGGGACGUCGAGAAGGCCCCUUCGCUGCCGCGGUACUCCCUGCAGCCUGCGUCCGUACCGAUCCCGAAGAACGCCGACGACGCCACCCACGCCGAGCGGAGCUGUGUCAGGUUGGGCUCGCUGAAGGCAGAGACGCGGUGGCUUUCGAAAAGCGUGGGGCCCCCCUUCUCACGAGCGCGCUUGGCAUUGGCCAGACCACAGCAGCGGCACAAGUCGGCACCUCCGUUAGGGGCAUCGAACGCGUCUCCCGUGGCGCUGGGCGACCGCGAUAUCUCCGGGCAAGAGAGGAAGGUGCAGGGACAGAUCCUCGCACCCGAUGUCAGCAACCGGCUAGGCCUGGCCACCCCCUUCGCGGACAUCAGCGAGGACCCUCUCUCGGACACCGCGUCCGUUGCGCUCUCUUUCCUUUCGCCGACAUCGUCGCCCAGCAGCGAUGUGACGCUGCCCAGGCCGGACAUCGAUAGCGCCAUGAUCAGGGCGGCGGACGCGGUAGAGACGGACGAUGAUGGCGUUGCCUCCAAAGAUCUGGCGGGAGACGCUCGACUGGUGGAGACGUUCGUGGCCUCGGCGUUGGAAGACGCAUCCUUGAGCGACGGGGCGCCGCCCUCACUGCCACUGAGUGGUGCGGAACGGGUGGCUCACGAGGAAGCGCGCGUCGCCAUGAUGGUCGAGGCACGGUGUGUUCGCGCCACCCCAUCGAGACCUGGAUCGUCAGCGCGCGGGUGGAAGGUUAACCCUUCGUCGCAGACUUCCCUGAAGCGCCUGUUCCCGAUUGCUGCUCGGAGAGGUCGAAAUGGCUCUCGUAGUACGACACCGAACGGCCAUACCAAGGAAGUGCAAGCAGACCACAGCUCGUCGUCCUCCACGGACAUCGACAACCUGGCCGAGAUGCUCACCAGCCUCAAGGUCGCCCAGCUGUACAGCAGCCACCGCCGGGCCGAGCGUACGCUGCUACGCGAGUAUUCUGUUGGCAUGGUGAACAGGAUUGCACCGGCUGCGGCACCCUCGCUUCCUACGCGAGCGGAUUCUGCAAAUGGACUGCGCUCCACACGAUCGGCUUCGCACGCAGCAGCAGUGAUCGACGCUCCAGCGCGUCUGGAAGACGCGUGUGAAGCCGAGCAAACAGCGCGUAAUGUGGAAACGGGACCGACGCCUGCCGUAGCUGCACGGUUUUCCGUGCCCGAGCCCGCUAAAGUGGUGGUUGCGGUGCCGGAGUUAUCGCCGCUCACGGACUCCGGUAGAAAGCGUGCCGACAAGGAGGAGGACAAUGCGGAGUGCGCCUCGUCCGAACACCAGCCGCCUCCGGCCCUGCCCUCGCUUUCCGAGGAGGACGAGGCCGCCGACGCGACGACGUCGUCCCAGCCGCCCUCGAAGCACCGCGGCAGCUCUUUGCUGGCGCAGCUGCACCGCAAUCGCACCGCCAACAGUCGCCUGGUGCCCCCCGCGGCCCCCACCUUCAGGCCAGCGCCUCAGAAGAGGUCCAUCCGCUUCCGCAGGACCGCGUCGAGCCAGCUGCAGGUAAUCGCCGAAGUGCUGCACAGCGUCGAGACGCAGGCCCCAUCUGAGCCCCUGCGCUCCAAGGUGCCCUUCUCUGGCGAGGGAGAGGCAGUCCGCACAGAUUCGGCGAAGCGCAAGGACACGCCUGAGGUACCGCACGGCGAGGGCAGCAAAGAGACAAUUGCCCACUCCCAGUCGAUAGAGAGGGUUUCCUCUCCGCCGCACCAUUUCUCCGAUGGCUGCGCUGUGGCGUUGGAACGCAGGAUGCAGCCACCGAAUGCGUCGAGCGAUGUCCAUUACGAGCCUCUGCGGUCUCGCAGCCCCUUUGCCGUGGAGAAGCACAUCGCAGAGCCACUGCCCGAGUUCCAGGCUGCCGUCACUAGGAACGCGGAUGGUGGCAGCUCUGGCGGAGAGUUUCGGCCCAAUGAAAGAAAUGUGUCUGCGCACAGUUCCGUCUCGCCGUACUCCAGCAGCAUCGAUGGCGGAGCCUACGACACCAAGGCUUUCACGUCCAGCUUUAUUCCGACGAUACCGACAACCGGCGGCACAGCAGGGCGAAACGAGUUGGCGCCAUCCAUUCAGGGCGAGCCUCCGUCAUACUGCUGGUCUCGCUUUUGGUCGGGCCUGGCCGCGUUCGUCGCUACGGCACAGCCCAGCCCCGACAGCGCGGCCAUCGCAGACCUGCCCGAGAGACACGCCUCCCUAUCGACGACGCCCGAAGACACCUGUACAGCAGCAACCGGCAGUGAAGCCUCCGGCCUAGCCACGCUGAAGGCUUUCUCGGGCGACAAGCAGCGGAACGUGUCGAAUAGCCGAGCUCCUUCCACAGCAGGAAGAAGCCGUCCACACGAGGGAUCCAACGACGGCGGUGACACGAGAACGCAGGCAUCAGUCAUCGUGCCGCCAGCGGUGCCGCCUAGAAAGACCAAGAACAUUCAGCUAGACGGCGCCAUCGGCUCUACAGACCCGUCAUCUACCCUUGGCGUGUCACUACCUCGCCAUGAACUCGACGAUCGUCCUGGUUCCUUAAAGGAACGAGUGUCAAAAAUGAAUGAUACUACAGAAUUCGUUGUUUCUGCGCAAGUUUCCGCGAACAUCGAAAAGAAGUGCACAGCACUGCUCGUGUCCUCUUCGUUGAAAGACUGGUCGAGUGUUCUGGGCAGUAGCGAAGCCAAUACAAAAUUAUCCGAGGCACCGACGGUGCCUUUUGCGCCAGACAUUUAUCCUACCAUGCCGUCUGCCGUGUCCAGAACAGCAACGCUGUCUGCUUGCGAAACUCGAGAGAGCAACACUCGCCGCCGGCGUUCUCCGUCGCUUUCCUCUGGCAGCCUGCGCCAAGCUACCGAGAGGGUGAGCGGCAGAGUCGGGUGUUCUGCAGCGUCACCGACCGGUUCGGCCGACGGAGCAGCGAAAACGAAGAGCACGGCAAACGGCACCACAACAAGGAGUCGCGAUCCGUCGUUCUCGCUCGAAGGAGGUCGUCACACCGACGAUGGCGAUCCUUCCGGCGCAGCUUUCGAGACGAACGGGACGUUCAUCAGCGGCCUGUACCUUUCGGAGUUCAUGAGCAAGCUGGACAUAUUCCCUCCACCCCAGCUGCAAGAACAGCCGCCGUCUGCUGCUGCCACCGACGUGUUUUCGGACGUGCUGGUCCCGCUUGGUCCUUCUAGCGAAGUCCGUGGUAGCGGCAGUCUGAGGGAAAUGGAGGCGCCUUUCCUGACAUUAUUGCCAUCUAGUGGCUUCUCCGCGGGAGUGCAUUGUGAGCGGUCGGAGCCUUCGACAUCUUUCUCGAUGGUCAAGCCUGCCCGCGUAGGCUUGCUUCCAGGGGAGGAACGGGGCACGCAGAGAGGCCAAGUGGCUCCUGAAGCGCACACAGCCGAGCCACGGCAGGAUCCCACCGCAGAGAGCGCCUUCGGUUGCUGCACCCCGAAAGCCACUCCGGUGCGGGGUCGACCGCCGACGGCGGUUUCCGAUUUUUACUCGUGCUCAUCGCGCCUGUCAGAGCGCCGACCCCACUUCUUUAUAUCCAGUGCGAAAAAGCCCAAGAAACCGCAUUUGAAUUGAGACUCUAUUAGUGCAACGUAUUAUCGUCAAUUUUACUUCAAUAUAUACACAUUUGUUUAGUGCUAAAGAACUUGUUUUGCGUUCAUAGAGUGCUUGUUAGUGAUUCGGCGUACUUAUUGAGCUCGAUCCUGUGUCCUGUGUGGUUUUGUCGACGACAUUUAAAAAAUGCGCCGGCACGCAGACUGAGCGCAAAGAGAAACACGAACAUGUGCCUGCGUGGGUGGCCGGAUGUGUUAAAUUGCACGAAGUAGAAUCAUUUCAUCGUGCUUUCAGUAUCUAACGACUUUAUAGGGUGUAUGUGAUGGAUAAAUUUAGGUUUGUGUACCCGAGCUACCUAUGCUUCAGGGCUUGUCCACGUCAAGCUUGUCCACGUCAGGUUUGCAACAAUACGUCCUUAGCGCAAUAAAGAGUUCGAACAAGGCAGUCAGUGAGCGAGUGAGCGCACAGCGACAAAUAUCUAAAGGUAGCUUUUUCGUGUCGCGGGAGG
Dermacentor albipictus is the source of this 5706-nucleotide messenger RNA. Its product is annotated as streptococcal hemagglutinin-like. The record is from RefSeq and is a predicted model, not a curated record. NCBI's taxonomy places the organism in Eukaryota, Metazoa, Arthropoda, Arachnida, Ixodida, Ixodidae.